Hyaloperonospora brassicae is the source of this 1095-nucleotide messenger RNA. Lineage: Eukaryota; Oomycota; Peronosporomycetes; Peronosporales; Peronosporaceae. The record is from the annotation of a GenBank genome assembly.
AUGGUGAAAGAACGCGAACAGACAGAGGCACAAGCGGUGGGAUGGUCGCGAGAAGAGGUCUUGCAGCGCAUCGAAGACUUGGCAGCCGAGUUCUUCAAGUGCUUAUCGGACGGAAACGUGCUGGAUCUCGAAGCUCUGAAGCGCACUUCUUCGGCUAUGCUGUACGACCACGAGACAAAGCAGCAGGUCCACGGCAACGAGACGCGUCUGAUCAAGCUGAACCGACAAGGAGGCAGACGAUACACGGGCAUCUGGCUCAUCUUGCAGACGGUACAUGCGCUGCUGAUGGAGCACAAGACAGCAACACAGCGAGAUGUGUACUAUUUGCACCCCUUCUUCAAAGGCCAGAGCGAAGCCGACGAGGCGAUUCUGGAUGCCGGAAGCAUUUUGGGCGUGCCGAGAGGAUGCAUGAAUAUUGUUGGCGCAUCGAGAGGUUGUUUCACCGGCGACAUCAGUCUUAUCAGAGAUAACCAGUGGAGGUACUUUGGCAGUGGAGAAGAGGUGUCCAUUACGCAAGAGCUGUUGCAGCUCAAGCCUAGCGAAAUGCACAGUAACGCAAAGUGCAUUAUCGUUAUCGAGAAAGACGGGAUCUUUAACCGCUUGAGAGAGGACAAGUUUUUUGUGGCGGUUCCAAGCAUCUUGAUCACUGGCCGUGGGUUUCCAGAUCUUGCAACAAGAAUGUUCGUGAGCAUGUUGAGCAAGGCUUUUGGAAUUCCAGUUCUCGGUCUUUGCGACUGCAAUCCAUUCGGCCUCUCGAUCAUGCUUACAUACAAACUAGGAUCAGCUCGGAUGCCCUUAGAAUCACUACAAUAUGCUGUAGACAUUAAGUGGGUCGGCCUCCGUCCGUCACAAGCUGCAAGCUUGGGUUUGCCGUCGUCGUCCCUCAAAGCGUUGACGCGAAAGGAUACCGCCGUGGCAGAAUCCUUACUAAGUACAAGCUUUGUUCAGGCUACCGGUGCUUACAAGAGAGAAGUCCAAAUGUGGCUUGGAGAUACGCUACCGUGGAAAAUCGAGCUCGAAGCCCUAUACAUUUUCGGGUUCACGUUCCUGACUUCCUUUCUUGAAGAUUGCAUCCGAGAUUGCAAUUUUCUAUGA